Messenger RNA from Candidozyma auris, 528 nucleotides. It is a transcript of the gene PSF3, whose product is annotated as DNA replication protein PSF3. Bases 1 to 528 code for a protein of 175 amino acids. Gene Ontology annotation, cellular component: GINS complex. The transcript has a single exon. The record is from RefSeq and is a predicted model, not a curated record. Gene Ontology annotation, biological process: mitotic DNA replication initiation. NCBI's taxonomy places the organism in Eukaryota, Fungi, Ascomycota, Pichiomycetes, Serinales, Metschnikowiaceae.
AUGGGCUACUACGAUAUAGACGAUAUCUUGGCAGAGAACGAGAAGGUUCCUUGUGUGUUCAACGCAACGUAUCCUGGCUUGGGCUUUUUGGACGGGAGUCCCAAUAGGCCGCUUGAGAAAGAUACCAAGGUGGAACUACCGAUGUGGUUGGCGAAACUCUUAGCUAUGAGUGAGUUACUGGCACAGUCCGACCUCAGUUUUGUUGAGAUGCUCACGCCAGAGUUCAUCAGCAACAAGGUGUUAAGUGCUAUUCGUGCCGACCCCACGUCGGUUGACCUACAUUCACUCAAAGCAAACUACUACAAGCUCGCUGAACAGUGGAUCUACAUAUUCAAUGACCGCCCUGUUGCUGAAAUUGUCAUGGAGAUGCUCAAACAGAGGGCAUUGGAGAUAGACAACUUUGCCAGUAACACAAACAAACACGUGAACAGCUCCUUCUUGCAUUCGUUGGACGAGUUCGAAAAGAAACUAUAUAGAGUCACCGCCGAGAGCAAGAGAAGAAUGAGAAACUGGUCUAACGAGACGUGA